CAGCACAGCUAACUUUGGAGACCUACCAAGAAUGGUGCAAUGAUUCAGCAGCUACUCAUGACCCUCUUUCCCAGCUGCCCGCUCCUCAGCACCCGAAGAUUCGCCUGUACAACGCAGAGCAGGUCCUGAGUUGGGAGCCAGUGGCCCUGAGCAAUAGCACGAGGCCUGUUGUCUACCAAGUGCAGUUUAAAUACACCGACAGUAAAUGGUUCACGGCCGACAUCAUGUCCAUAGGGGUGAAUUGUACACAGAUCACAGCAACAGAGUGUGACUUCACUGCCGCCAGUCCCUCAGCAGGCUUCCCAAUGGAUUUCAAUGUCACUCUACGCCUUCGAGCUGAGCUGGGAGCACUCCAUUCUGCCUGGGUGACAAUGCCUUGGUUUCAACACUAUCGGAAUGUGACUGUCGGGCCUCCAGAAAACAUUGAGGUGACCCCAGGAGAAGGCUCCCUCAUCAUCAGGUUCUCCUCUCCCUUUGACAUCGCUGAUACCUCCACGGCCUUUUUUUGUUAUUAUGUCCAUUACUGGGAAAAAGGAGGAAUCCAACAGGUCAAAGGCCCUUUCAGAAGCAACUCCAUUUCAUUGGAUAACUUAAAACCCUCCAGAGUGUACUGUUUACAAGUCCAGGCACAACUGCUUUGGAACAAAAGUAACAUCUUUAGAGUCGGGCAUUUAAGCAACAUAUCUUGCUACGAAACAAUGGCAGAUGCCUCCACUGAGCUUCAGCAAGUCAUCCUGAUCUCCGUGGGAACAUUUUCGUUGCUGUCGGUGCUGGCAGGAGCCUGUUUCUUCCUGGUCCUGAAAUAUAGAGGCCUGAUUAAAUACUGGUUUCACACUCCACCAAGCAUCCCAUUACAGAUAGAAGAGUAUUUAAAAGACCCAACUCAGCCCAUCUUAGAGGCCUUGGACAAGGACAGCUCACCAAAGGAUGACGUCUGGGACUCUGUGUCCAUUAUCUCGUUUCCGGAAAAGGAGCAAGAAGAUGUUCUCCAAACGCUUUGAACCAAAGCAUGGGCCUAGCCCACUGGCUCCCUGGAAGAGAUCAAGCCAUCGGAGCUGCUAGAGUUCUGUCUGGACUUUCCAGAGACCAGUAUUCCCUUUUGCUGCCUCUAAAAGGCCUGUCCCUGCAGACAUGAGAGACAGCAGGUCUCAUGGGGGUGACAAGCUUUUUUUUUUUUUCUUAAAGAAUUUUCAAAAUCAAAUUCCAGAAUGAUUUUACGGAGAUAUCCCAGGAAAAUUAAGGCUUCUCUUAAACACUAAAAAGGCAUGUAAUUGCUUGUUAGCAAAAUGGAUAUGACACAUCUCUGAUACUUUUUUCAUUAUUGGUUGGGCUGAGCAGUCAGAAGACCUGGUCGUCGUCUUGACUUUGGCAAAUGAGCCGGAGCCCCUUGGGCAGGUCACACAACCUGUCCCAGCGAGGGACACCGAGUGGCCCUUCAUGUACAUCCAUGGUGUGCUGGCUUAAAAUGUAAUUAAUCUUGUAAAUAUACUCCUAGUAAUUUAAGAUUUUGUUUUUAAACUGGAAAUAAAAGAUUGUAUAGUGCAUGUUUUUUAAA
Homo sapiens (human) is the source of this 1555-nucleotide messenger RNA. RefSeq names its product interferon gamma receptor 2 (gene IFNGR2). Gene Ontology annotation, biological process: microglial cell activation. NCBI's taxonomy places the organism in Eukaryota, Metazoa, Chordata, Mammalia, Primates, Hominidae. Gene Ontology annotation, cellular component: cytoplasmic vesicle membrane; endoplasmic reticulum membrane; plasma membrane. The record is from RefSeq and is marked reviewed.